This is a messenger RNA of Girardinichthys multiradiatus, 3907 nucleotides long. It is a transcript of the gene maco1a, whose product is annotated as macoilin 1a. The coding region runs from base 54 to 2075 and encodes 673 amino acids. Gene Ontology annotation, biological process: neuronal signal transduction. Lineage: Eukaryota; Metazoa; Chordata; Actinopteri; Cyprinodontiformes; Goodeidae. The record is from RefSeq and is a predicted model, not a curated record. Gene Ontology annotation, cellular component: rough endoplasmic reticulum membrane. The transcript has 11 exons.
GUUCCCAGUUCCAGUUACCAGAGCGAUAUCAACAGAGAAUCAACAGGGAGAGGAUGAAGCGGCGCAAUGCGGACUGCAGCAAACUCCGACGGCCGUUAAAACGGAACCGAAUCACCGAGGGUAUAUAUAGCAGCACGUUCCUGUACCUGAAGUUCCUGGUGGUGUGGGUCUUAGUUCUGCUGGCUGAUUUUGUGCUGGAGUUCAGGUUCGAGUACCUGUGGCCUUUCUGGCUUUUCAUCCGAAGCGUCUACGACUCCUUCAGAUAUCAGGGUCUGGCGUUCUCUGUUUUCUUCGUUUGUGUGGCGUUUACAUCGGACAUCAUAUGCCUCCUCUUCAUCCCCGUCCAGUGGUUGUUUUUUGCAGCCAGCACCUACGUAUGGGUCCAGUAUGUCUGGCACACAGAGAGAGGAGUCUGUCUACCCACUGUUUCACUGUGGAUCCUGUUUGUGUACAUCGAAGCUGCCAUACGGUUCAAAGAUCUGAAGAAUUUUCAUGUAGAUCUCUGUCGACCCUUUGCUGCUCACUGUAUCGGCUAUCCCGUGGUGACCCUGGGCUUCGGCUUCAAGAGCUACGUGAGCUAUAAGAUGCGACUGAGGAAACAGAAGGAGGUGCAGAAGGAGAACGAGUUCUACAUGCAGCUCCUACAGCAGGCGUUGCCGCCGGAGCAACAGAUGCUGCAGAGACAAGAACGAGAAGCAGAGGAAGCUGCCUUAGCAAAGGGGAUCUCUGAGGCAGAACCCACAGUUUCCCAAAACGGAGCACCACCUGGGAAGAAAAGCUCCUCGGUCACAUUACCGGAGCUGGAAUAUCGUGAAAAGGGGAAGGACAGUAUGGCAAAAGAGCGAGAGGGCAAAAAACACAACACGGUGGGGAUCAAUAACAACAGUAUUAUACAUGCACUGGACUCCAAACUACAGGAGACAGAAUUUAUCGAGAACUACAUGGGGACAAAGAGACUGAAUAAUGACCUGGCAGGGGAGAACACACUCGCCGACGGGAACGCACACGUGACUGCUAAAGAGGAAACGGGGGGAUCAGGGAAGAACUACAAAAAUGUCAGCGGGGGCAGCAACUUGUCCCCACGGAACCACAGCUCUACAAACGGCAGUCUUCCGUCGGGCUCCUCGGCCAACAAGAACGAGAAGAAACAGAAGGGGGCGGGGAAGGGCCAGAAGGAUCCAGUGGAUAACUGUAUUCCUAAUAACCAGCUGGGAAAGCCGGACACUCUAGUCCGGUUGGAGCAGGAUGUGAAGCGCUUGAAGGCAGAUCUCCAGGCCAACAGACAGCUGGAGUCUGAGCUGCGCAGCCAGCUCUCCUCUCUGAGCAGCCAGGACCGCAGCCUUCGCUCCGAACUGGGCCAGCUGCGACAGGACAACGAGCUGCUGCAAAACAAGCUUCACAGUGCCGUCCAGGCCAAGCAGAAAGACAAGCAGACAAUAUCUCAGCUGGAAAAGAGGCUGAAGGUUGAGCAGGAGGCCCGAGCUCUGGCUGAGAAACAGCUGGCCGAGGAGAGAAAGAGGAAGAAGAUAGAAGAGGCCACUGCAGCCAGAGCUGUAGCUUUAGCAGCCGCCACCAGAGUGGAGUCCACUGAUUCUCUUCGAGGUCGUAUCAGAGAGCUGGAGACGGAAUGUAAGAAGCUCAGCAUGGACAUGAAGCUCAAGGAGGAGCAGAUAAGGGAUCUUGAGGGAAAGUGUCAGGAGCUGCGCAAGUAUAAAGAGAAUGAGAAGGACACAGAGGUCCUGAUGUCUGCACUAUCAGCCAUGCAGGAGAAGACCCAGCAUCUGGAGAACAGCCUCAGUGCUGAAACCAGGAUCAAACUGGACCUGUUUUCUGCACUGGGAGAUGCCAAGAGGCAGCUGGAGAUAGCACAAGGCCAGAUCCACCAGAGGGAGCAGGAGAUCAUGGAGCUGAAGCAGAAGAUAGCAGAGGUGAUGGCAGUGAUGCCCAGCCUGUCCUACUCGUCAGACGGCAGCAACCUGAGCCCAGUCACCCCGCACUACUCAUCCAAGUUCAUGGACAAUAGUCCCUCCUCCCUGGACCCCAACGCCUCAGUCUACCAGCCCCUGAAGAAGUGACUCUUUUUGUCAGACAGAACGUUUCCCUAUCCUUGUUUUGCCAUCUCUUCUAUUUUGGGUUACUUUAAAGUUUACCAGCCCCUUGACAAGAUUUUGCACUUAGCACACGCAGACACAUGAAGCUCCUCCAUUUUCUUCUGAAGGCUUUCUCUACGUUGUUCAGAGGAGGGGCGGUUUUAUUACAAGAACUCUUUAUUUUGAAGGGGUUGUGUACAAUUUGCUUGGUCUAAAGAUGAGCCAUCAUACAUUGCUUCAUGUCAGUUCUCUUUCCACAGUGACCUUUUUUCUUCACACCCUAGUAUUUAAUUGAACAAAGUAAAACUGAUUGGGUUUUAAUGAUGUUUAAAUGAGACGGUAGGCAUGUUUUUAGUUCAUUUAAUCUGAGGCUCCUGUAAAGCCCUGUGAGGGAUACAUGAAUGUAAAACUGUUCAUGUUUGGAUAUAUCUACGUUAACUUAAAUUGGUGAUUGUUUCGUAAUGUUUCUUUUCAGUUCGACAAUGUGCAUAUAUCUGAAACGGUGGCAUUGAGUUCUGUUCCUCAGAUAAAGUAUAGUCUCCUUAUACUGGAAUAUUGGGUUCUCCAGGAUAAUUAGUAAGUGGAAGAAUCGAUGUAGCUUUGCCCUUCAGAAGACCGCUGCUUGAUUAGGCCUGGCACUGCCAAAAGGAUACAUUAAGGCUCACUCACCUCGCCACGAACGCUGUUCCUUCUUUUUUUUCUGGACCAAAUUAGGCUACAUUAGGCCACAUCGCUCACUGGGUUCAAUGAUGUCAAGGUAACUGCUCGUUACCGUAAUUUGCAGACGUAACAGUGCCUUGCAGAAACCACUUGCUUUGCAAUCCUGGGAUACUAGAGCAUCUAGCCACACUUCUCUCUCUCUGACUCCGACAGGCCUAGUUUUUAUUUAAAUGAUAAACGAUUGCAGAACUUUUCAAGGCAGUAUUCAAAUGAGGAAAAACAACAAAAAUAUCUAACAUUUUAAAUGUGUGAUCAUUGCAGCUAGAUGACAGCGGUUUAACAGACUUAAAGGAAAGCGGAUGACGCUGGACGUGGCACAAGUCGCUUCAGACUUGAUAUGUUAAAUGCCAACCCAACCUGAUUGUCUCUUAUCAUGCCCUCAAGCUGGCAUCUUGUUUACAACAAUGUACAUUGAACUUAAUGGAGAAUGUUUCCUUUUUCUUAUAACAUUUCUGUUCUUAAUUGCCAAGUGUUGAUGUUCGGUUCCCAUCCGUACUUUGAUUGAUGUAGCUAGUAUAAUGUUCGCAGCAGCUUGCUGUUCUUUUUUUAUGUCAUUACAACAUAUUUGGAUGGUGUUGUGUUUACAUGGUUCUGGGCUGAUCACAGUGAAGCAGCAGAUGGUCAGUUGGUCACAUUGUGGUAAUUCACAACUUAUUUAUUUUAUUAUUUUUUUUUUUUUUACAGAUCUUUUGUUUUUAAUGAAAGGCGCUUGAUAUUUUGUCAUUCAGUUUUAUUUCCAGUAUUAUUGUUUUUUUAGACCAGGAAGUAAUCUGUGAAUAUGUUGUGUAAAAGGGAAAAGGUUUACCCCUGAACCAUUUGACCAUCCUGUGCUGUCAUGUCGCCUACCUUUUUAAAAGGGAGAAGAAAAAAAAAUGGUAUCAUUUGUGGAUUGCUCUUGCAUUGUAAUUUAAGUUCUCAAGUUGCUUUUACAAGUUUGUGUAGAAGGAAGUGAAAAGGUUUUUAAAAAAAAAGUGCUUUGUUUUAUCUUUUUAUUGUUCUGCCAUGUUUUAUUUUAUUCACUCAAAGUGAUGGUGGCUGUGUCACACGGUUCACUUUGAGCCUCACCAUUAAAGAAAGUCUUGCUGGUGGCAUUGCAA